AUGUUCGAUCAAGACAAUCAUCCAAAUAAAUUCAUUGAAUUGCGAAGUAUUUAUAAAUAUCACAUCGAUACAUAUAAUGCAUUGUAUCAGUUAAAAACUGAAAAUGAAGAAGAAUUAAACUCGAUUUACAAAAUGAUCACAACAGAAUUGAUUGAUUCUAAGAGAUAUCUUCCCGGAGAAAUUAUACAAGAUAUUCUAAAUAUCAUUCUGUAUAAUAACCGCUAUACAAAGUCAUAUUUAUCUCUUGCCAAACGUAUUUAUGAUGAUUAUGAUGUUCCAAGGGAUUAA
This is a messenger RNA of Trichomonas vaginalis G3, 288 nucleotides long. RefSeq names its product spectrin binding. Bases 1 to 288 code for a protein of 95 amino acids. NCBI's taxonomy places the organism in Eukaryota, Parabasalia, Trichomonadida, Trichomonadidae. The record is from RefSeq and is a predicted model, not a curated record. The transcript has a single exon.